Molecule: messenger RNA, 447 nt
Organism: Chaetomium strumarium
Lineage: Eukaryota; Fungi; Ascomycota; Sordariomycetes; Sordariales; Chaetomiaceae
Exons: 2
Coding region: 1-447 (148 amino acids)
Source: RefSeq, a predicted model, not a curated record
AUGGCGCAGAACGAGUCCAUCCCCGUCAUCCUUUGCGGGAAGACCUUCGAGGUCGGAGAGAAAGUGACUCCUCUGCUCAAGCCAGAGAUUGAAGUCAUACACUUUGUCAAUUCCUACGAAGACGCCAAGGCCGACCUGGGCCAUCUCCUGGCGGGUCGCGGGCCCCAAACAUCGACGCCGAACCACAUCGGAUCCCACGACUACAGCCGGCCGCCGCGCGCCGUCAUGUUUGGGCGUGCAUUCCAGGCCGACGACGUGAAGGAGAUGCACCGUUUGUACAGUGGCAAGGGCGUCGGCACCAUCGCCUGGAUCGCAGGGGACCCGUCCAUCGUGCCGCCGGAGAAUCCAGGACCGGGCUAUGCGGAAAAGGCUGCAGAAAAUGUCAAGAGGGCAUUUUUCAAGUGGCAAGAGGACGGCGCCAACACUGAAGAGAUCAUCUGGUAUUGA